This is a messenger RNA of Hylaeus volcanicus, 4276 nucleotides long. It is a transcript of the gene centrocortin, whose product is annotated as cerebellar degeneration-related protein 2. The record is from RefSeq and is a predicted model, not a curated record. NCBI's taxonomy places the organism in Eukaryota, Metazoa, Arthropoda, Insecta, Hymenoptera, Colletidae. The coding region runs from base 827 to 2998 and encodes 723 amino acids. The transcript has 8 exons.
CGUUUCUUAUUAGAAUUUUUAUUGAACAAUUUUUCAAAAAAAAAAAAGAACAAAUAAAAGUAUUUCAGAUCAUCAGGUUUCUUAUUUAGAUGAGAAUUGUGCCCACCUCUGUUUAAAAUUCGUUUAAAAAAUAAAAUAUUUCAUUAUUCCCGUUCGAUUAUAUUCACAUUAUCGAUGACUUCGGUUACGAAUAUCCGGUUUCAAAAUUUCGGUGGAAGAGGACUCUAUGAUGGAGCAUGCGCAUCGUUGUAGUGUUCGUCGUGUAAAAAGUUCAAAUUCGUACGAAGCGGUAACGACAAGUGUGAUCAGUUUGAAAAUGUUCGACUUAAUAAUAACUGGGUUAUGGUAGUAGUCUCUGGACCAUAAUAACAAGUAUAAUAGUAGAGUAGGCGAUAUCGUCCUCCGCUGAAAAGUGAUACAUAUUGGUUCUCUACGAAAGUAGAGAAACAAGGAUAGGCGUGCAUAUGUGAGACUAGUAAAGGAACGAGAGAUUUUGUUGUACACGCGGGUGAACGAAAGAACAAGGAUAGAAAGAAAAGCAAACCAGAACCGGGUGUCGUAAGGUAAUCGUUGAUUUGCUUUGAGUGUUCGUUUGUGUUCUGACUUCGUUUCUCAUCUCCCAUCGGAUCGUUGCUCGCGUGUGUUGUGCAAAAUUUCGCGUCGUCGACCGUGCGUUCCGUUCGACAUUACGCGGGAAAAAUGGCUUCGUUUUCGGUGUGACACGAAAAUCAUAAAACAAUAUUGUUACGAGGCGUAAAUCUUGGUUUCUUCAUCGUGGAACCAUUGGACGAACAGGUGUCGAAGGUGCAGGUCUCGAUAAUCGACCAUGGCGUCUCAUAAGGACUUGACGAACGAUUGGGCUACGUAUGAUGAUUCUAUCGAGCAAUGGACGGAUUCUGAUCUGCAGUUAGCGGCAGAACUUGGCAAGACCCUCUUGGAACGAAACAAGGAAUUAGAGAACAUUAUCAAACUUCACCAGACCACCGUCGAGGAACAAGCCCAAGAAAUAGAGUACAGGAAAAAACAGACCGCUGCACUGAGGGAGGUAAACGAUUCACGACUGAAAGUUUACGAGCAACUGGAAGUCAGUAUACAGGACUUGGAGCGCGCGAAUCACCGUCUCGUGGUAGAGAACACUAAUGACAAGAAACUUCUCAAAAGCCAAUGCUUAACGAUCGAGAAUCUGGAAGCUCGUUGCACGGAACUCCAGAGGAAAAACGACGAGUUAAAUGAACUACACAAAAGUGUGCUUCGACAACAAUGCAUGAGUCAAUCGAUGAAAACCACGGAAACACAGACCGCUCUAUGGGAAGCGUCGGUCACGCAGGGUGGCAGCACACAACAGAACGCUGCCCCAUCUGAGGAAGAAGUGGUAACUAAUCUAUUGAGGCAACUACAGGAAGCACGAAGUCAAAGAGCGAGGGAACAAAUGAAAGUGGCGGAACUUGGACAGCAAGUGACAACUCUAUUCUAUGAGAACGUUAACUUGGAAGAACAGUUAGCCAUUUUGCGUACCAAAGCGCAAGAUGUGAAAACCCUUCAAGAAGAGAUAAACGCACUCGAAGAAGUCAGACGAGGACGACUGUGCGGUCAAUGUUUACGCGGAAUGGAGACGAAAACGCACGAUGAUCUGUUGGUAAUGUUGGACCAGGAAGAAUACGACGACGUCAGUGUGGCUGACUCGCUCAUCAACGAAAGUCAACGCGAUAACGAAUCGCUUACGCAGCAAGAAACUUCUAACAAGACGCAGAGCAACAUUACGCUGAAGGACUCUACUAAUAAAGAGGAUGCUUCCAAUGACCUGAGCAAUCCGUACAGAGUACUCGUAGAAAAAUAUCAAGCCCUGCUGGAGGUUCAGAAUCGUUCGGCGCCCCGACGAAAGGACAGCGUGCCACCACCAGCUGCCUGCAUGUCCUUGCAAGAGGAGCUCGAAAUGUCCGGCGAGUUCAGUAGCUUCCAGAGUCCCUCGUUGGAAGCGGAGUUGCAGCAGGAGUCGGGAACGUCCAUCGGGACAAACGAUACACGUACCAAAACGGAGAGCUGCGGUAAGAAACCAUUUUCCGCCACCCCCACAGACUUCUCCGAAGCGGAGUCUGGUUUCUCCGACGAGACCAGCAACAAGGCAACGCAGACCGAGGAAAGACCCGGCUCGUUCCUCUGUUCCAUCGCCGACGGCGAGGACUGCAAGUUCAGCAUCUACGACGACAACAGCACCUUCGAAAGCAGAUUCCGUAAAACGCCAGAGUACAGGCCAUUGUUCAGCGAGAUAUUCAGCGUUCUGAAACGGGCAGCCGAAGCAAAGGACGAGGGUGAAAUGCUGCCAUUGUUGGACGAUUCGACGAGCACAGUCAUCUGCCAGCCACAGACUUCGAACCUGAUAAAGGACGAAGACGUCCCCAGCGAGACCACCGACGACAACCAGAGCGUUGUUUCUUCCAUCGUCUCGUCGGUCGUUUCUGAACCACUCUACAGAGUACAAACCCCAGUUUUAGUUAAUUCAACCCACGAACGACCAAGUAACGACUCGGGCCACGGACAAGUGAAACACGGGAAGACCAUGGGCCUACGAAAUGGAAAUCGGUUCGACUACCUGUCGAUCAACACUCACUUCUCGAAGAAAUCGCCAAAGAAGUUCACUAAUAGAAAAGUGCACCAUGAUAAACCAGUCGCUCCAGAUGUAAUACCCACCACGAAUCCCAAACUGAUUCCAACUUUCCCUAAGCCGAGCAAUGGCGGGAAGACUCACUUCAGGCCCUUCACACCGGCAGAACAAAACGGUAGCGUGUGCAACGGGUACGGUUACGCGAACAGGACCAAAGAAUCGCGUAACACUAGCAAUCAGCACACCAGCAAUCAGCACAACAGCAAUUUCGAAUACACAGGGUACAAACCUAGCACGGCGUCGGAGGAGGUCGCCAGAUUGAAACGGCUAGAGAUGUCGUACGCGGAGGUUCUUCGGUUGCCAAACAAAUCCAAAGCGAGAAGUCGCAAAAGUUAAAUUAAUUUUUUUAGAAAAUGAAACGGAAUAAUUUAAUCUUGUCUUGUCUACGUAUUAGCACCGAUCCCCGAUACUCGAACCUUGCAUCUGAAAUACGUUAAUCUUGUGUUGUCCACGAGUUCGUUCGUCUUGUUUCAAAGGUAAGGUUCAUUUUCUUAAAAUCUUCGAGUGAACGUUGAGUCAAAUAUUUCUUAGGUUUAACCCCUUGAUUGCUGAAUAAUCUUUGCUGAAACUGGGGACCUUAGUUUGUUGCUAGCAUGAACUCUGUCGAUUAAAUAUACAAGGCCAAAUUAAAUAACACAGAAACGGUAUCUUCGAACAUUAUUUCACCAAAAACAUUCAGAUAUGUAAUAUUGGUUUGUCUGGAAAGUCCAUCGAUCGUUGAUAGCUGGUACAGGUCUGAAUAUAUUGAAAUGUUUGAAAAGAAACAAAAAUAAAUAUACGUGGCGAAUUGGGUAAGCUCCUCCUUUUCGAAGUCGGUUAAUAACAUGUGUACAUCUCUUAAAAGGUGGAAAGGGUAUGGAACAAAAUGGUACUUACAUAAUUCGAUAAAUAUAUAUCAAAAUUCAACCGUGUCUUUGAAUUUUUCUUAAACAGACACUUCUUUUUAUGAGACAUUGUGUAACGCUGUAUGAAGUGGGAGUGUUCUGUAUCUUUCAGUAUUCUGACGUAUAAUGUAAUUAAAAAUUGGCACGAACUUUCUGGACAACCCAAUAUAUUUUAAUUUGAAAAUCUGUCAAUGAAUCUAAAUAUUUAGACUUAUAAUAUACAUAAUAUAUAUACUAUAAUAUAUAUAUAACAAAGUAUAUAAAACUGUAUACUCAUAUGUUGAACAAUAUUAUCGUGCCUCAGGUAUGUAAAAGUUAAAAACAUUGACAGACGCAUAUAUGUAUACGUCGAUAGCACUCGAAGGGUUAAUGUCGAGCAAUGCGUAAGCAAGACAAUGUUAAAUUAUUUUAGACGUAAGGUUUCAGUAUUGAUGAUCAGUGCUAAUUAGACCGCAUUUUGUAAAUAUCUCGGAAAAGCGAUCGCGCUGUAGCGUCUAGGUACUAAACUAUUUUAUAUUAAUUUUUUUAUUAUAUUUUGUAUCUUCAUUGUAUAUCUUCCUUUCACGUGGAUGUAUGUGGUAACAAAGGUACACAUCGUUAAUAUAUAUACCGACGUCGAGACACGUGGUAAACAAGCCAGAGAAAAUUUAAUCAUGUCUCGUAAAAAUUUGUUCUCUCUUAGAAAUUGUAGUUGUGAUGAAAUAAAAUUAUUUAUGUGCCAUUUACUCUA